Molecule: messenger RNA, 1643 nt
Organism: Lentinula edodes (shiitake mushroom)
Lineage: Eukaryota; Fungi; Basidiomycota; Agaricomycetes; Agaricales; Omphalotaceae
Exons: 8
Coding region: 73-1467 (464 amino acids)
Cellular component (GO): Ino80 complex
Source: RefSeq, a predicted model, not a curated record
GCUGGUUGAGCACUUUGACUUUUAAGUGCAGUUGUUGCGCCGUUGCGGGAAUGUUGCUGUCGUCAGUUCAUUAUGUCGUCCAGGAGGCAAAGUCCAAAAAUUCUCAAAAAGUCAGACAAUGCCCCCCUCACGCGUGCUGACCUUCAAUAUGAUCUUUUGGCCUCUCUUUUUUCUGAUACCAAUGAGGUCUUUACAGACCCUUUUCCGUCUCAACUCGAUAACCGGGCUGCGCGUUCUCGUGUCACUUUCCGGAAUUUGUAUGUGAACGCUAUUAUGAAUUCUCCCAAGGCUUCCAAGCUUCUCAAGGACAAGAUGUCUGACACUCCUGAAUUCGCUACUCAUUUCGCAAUGCUUUCGUUGCUCACUAACGUCGGAAGGAUCAACACAACUAUGAGCUUCUUUCCCGAAAUGAAAACCACCAUACGAACAUAUCAUCCCGUACCUGCUCUUCAAAGGACCUCUGGAAGUCUUCAGGACGCUCCCCGACUGAAAAGUAUCCUCAAAGCACUAGUAUAUGACUGUGAUAGUCCCAAGCUUGCUACCACCUUACGCGACUGCCGUUCCCGCAUCGAUACGGGUAUCUCACCGCCAACACAUAUAGCAAACCUUAUAUUUAUACUGGCCAAUGAGACCAUUUCAGUUAGCAAGUUGCAUUUUUCCGGUGAAGUUGACUUUCUCGAUCUCUUCACAUCUAUACGAUUCUCUAGUCAUUCACGAGCCCGCGCUUUCCUUUGGCUGGUUUACAACUACUAUGAAGCGACCGCCCAAUCGUCGAAACCGCUUGAAUCCGACACUGUCCGUACUGACAACAACCCGUUUUCGGACCCUUCAAGACCUGGAGAGCGGCCGUUGCUUGAAGAGCUUACGGAAGCUGAAUCUGCCUUGGAGAACGUGGAUCCUGAUGACGAGAACGAAAUUUCGGAUAAGCUGAUCUCGCAACGGAUGCAAUUCCUUGCUGCACAAAGUCCUAAAGAAUCUUCCAAAGUGGGCAAGAAUAGCGUCAAGGAUGACGAGAGCGUUAUGAGUAUCGAGUCUACAGUGAAAUCGAAGGGGAAGCGCCGUGGUGCUUUAGGUACUGGGAAGGCGAAGAACGGAAAGUCAGCUGCGGAUGCGACCGAAGGCUUUGUCGACCACUCAACUCCUAUCCGGUUCUCCGACGUUCAAUACCGCUCUUCACUUUACCGGUCGUCUCCGUUGCAGAUGAGACAAGCCAGACUCAUUUCUGCGCCUAUGCAUCGCUAUUCGCCGUAUGCCCGUUCACAUGAACGCCAUUGGACUAAUGUGGCACUGACGCGAUCCCCUCCGCGUACACUCCUAGAACAUGCUUGGCAUGUUGUGGCGCGCACAGACCCAUUAGCAGACUCUGACGAAGAAAUGGAGGACGAACAUUGCCGGAACGAUUAUGUGCAACGAUUGAAUAUCGUUUGUCGGCUUAGAGGGAAGAAUCCGACUCCAGAACCAGAAUGAACGCUUCCGAACAGUUUCAUUUUUCUUCAUCUUACAUACAUCCUACUAUCAUUCUUGUUUAUAUACUGAUUUAUUCAUAUUAACAUCAAGUAACAGUAAAAUAUUUGCACUACAGAAUGUAAAAUAUAGCGUACAUAAUAAACACAAACUACUGGAUAUUAUGGGAACUUGCAGAG